Thrips palmi is the source of this 1283-nucleotide messenger RNA. RefSeq lists its product as uncharacterized. The record is from RefSeq and is a predicted model, not a curated record. NCBI's taxonomy places the organism in Eukaryota, Metazoa, Arthropoda, Insecta, Thysanoptera, Thripidae. The transcript has 2 exons. The coding region runs from base 185 to 913 and encodes 242 amino acids.
CUAUCAUGUAAAUAAACACAGCAGCAGACGGCGAGCAGACUAGGACGACUACGACCUGCUGCAAGAUCCAUUCAACUGUGUGCUGUUAGGUCACUAGAACGUGCAACGUCGUCGGUGUUCUGACCGCCAAUUUGAUGGUUCCUGCUGCAGUCUUCAGUGUCAGAGAGACAGCACACGAGACAAUAUGGAGCUCAGCCAGCUUACCACGGCGACAGGUCCAGCAGGACGAGGCCCAUGGAUAGCACUUUUAUUAGGGCUUCUCACUGCCCUUGCUGCAAAUGGAGAAUCUCUUCACGAUUUGAAUGAUUCCCACUUAUCUGAACUUGGAAGCCUGUCAUCAAAUUUGAGCUCAGUCUUCACGCAUAACAUUACUGCGAGAAAGGAAGCUCUUGAGUCUACUUCUUCGUUAGGAAAUGCAACCCAAGAAGUAGUAAGGCCUAAAGACAUUCAGCUAGCUGAACUUCAUCAAGCCAAAAUAGCUCAACACAACUCCAGUGAAGCUGCUUCUCCAUAUGCCCUACGGACACCAACUGUUAGUCACAAUGAUAGCCUCUCUACGAGUGAAUCUCCUGCCCACACUUUGGCAUCAAACACAACCAGAGCUGGUACGACUCCAAGUAAACCUGUUGAUAGUGCAAUGAACUCAACAACUCCGAAAAAGAGUAAACCUGCCAUCACAUUUGAUAUUGAUGAUUUACCCAGGGAUGAAAAUGGAAAUGUUAUUGUGUCUGACCAAAGCCUUGUUGGUGCUGGUCCGUCUUUUGAUUUUGUUGUACCCAUUGUCAUUGCGCUGCUAGCAGUUCCAUUCAUUGCUGUACUUGGGGCAUAUGCCUACAAGAAAAGUCGCGAUUUCUGGGACAGACGUCAUUAUCGGAGGAUGGAUUUCCUCAUUGAUGGAAUGUAUAAUGACUGAUUUUGCUGUGAUAAAAUUUAAUUCCCUUUCAUGCUUGACGGGUACUGCUUUUAAACAAAAUUGACUUUUUUUAAAAAAUUGAUUGACAGUUCCAAAAAACGUAUGAUACUAGUACUCUAUUUUUAUUGGUCACAUUCUGAAUUCUAAGUGCUGUUCUGUGAGUUGUUACUAAGUGUGCUUCUUUUGUCUGAAUCUUACUAAAAACUUCUAUAAUUUCAUUCCCUUGUCAAUGAGUUUACAACUAGCUGUUGUUUUCUACAUCAUAUUCCUUGCCAGACUGAUAAGAAACAAAUUAUACAGCUUCAGUAAGCUGCUUAUUUGUACUACUUCAUGGAUCAAUUGAAAAAAAAAAAAAAAAAGAACUGACCCA